Diatraea saccharalis (sugarcane borer) is the source of this 1014-nucleotide messenger RNA. NCBI's taxonomy places the organism in Eukaryota, Metazoa, Arthropoda, Insecta, Lepidoptera, Crambidae. The record is from the annotation of a GenBank genome assembly.
UUGAAAAUUCGAUUAAGCGAUUAAUGGUAACUGAUUCCGCAUACCAUUAAUCGGAAUGUUGUCCUACACUGACCGAAACAUAAAUAGACGCCGAGAAAUUAAUAAAGUAAAAUAUCACUAUUUGAAAGUAACACUCUUCAAAUAAAUAUCUCGAGUUCAGUUCGAUCAAAAGAUUUGGUUUUCAUUUACUGUACGACAAUUCCUAUGCUAAAGGAACCCUGAUAAUAAUGAACCAUGGUGAAUGUAAUGAAAGGUGUUCUUGUUGAAUGUGACCCAGCUAUGAAACAGUUCCUCCUCCACUUAGAUGAAACUUUAGCACUUGGCAGAAAAUUUAUUCUUCAAGACCUGGAUGAGACACAUUUAUUUAUAUCAGCAGAUAUUGUUGAGACUUUACAAGCUCGAGUUGAUGAUUUGAUGGAUCAGCUUAGUAUACCUGUGCAUGAUAAGGGUUUGUAAAUUCCAAAUAUAUAAGAUAAACAUAUAAAAUGGCAGCCCGGGAAUCUGGUAGAGUCAAAGAAGGCGAAAAAAGGAGAGUACUCGAUGAUGCGGCUCGUAAACGUAGAGCUAGAAAAGCUGUUGAAGCUUUGGAACAAGAUAAUUUCCAUGAAGACCCCCACGCAGACCUGGUUAUGUCAAAAAAAGUACCUAAGUUCGCAGACUCAAAUGAAAAGCCAACUAGAAAAAAGAAAGCUAAAAGUGCUGAAUAUUACAAGAUGAGAUUCAGAAAAACAUUUGCACAGCUUGUUGAAGAAGAUGCUAGCUUCAGACCAGACCCUCCUAAUUAUUUAUCAGCACAAGUACCACCUUCCCAGUUUCCAGAGCGCCAUUUUUGUGCUGUUUGUGGAUUUCCAUCUCACUACACUUGUAUACCUUGCGGAGCAAGAUAUUGCAGCAUCAAAUGUCUAGGAACACAUUUGGAUACGAGAUGCCUGAAAUGGACUGCUUAAUAGCAGUCAAUAUUAAUGUGUAAUAGAUAAUAAUUAAAUAAUUUUCUUACCAAAAAAAGGUUUCGCU